Drosophila novamexicana is the source of this 5028-nucleotide messenger RNA. RefSeq names its product DNA-directed RNA polymerase I subunit RPA1 (gene RpI1). Gene Ontology annotation, biological process: DNA-templated transcription. Lineage: Eukaryota; Metazoa; Arthropoda; Insecta; Diptera; Drosophilidae. The record is from RefSeq and is a predicted model, not a curated record. Gene Ontology annotation, molecular function: DNA binding; DNA-directed RNA polymerase activity. The coding region runs from base 53 to 4996 and encodes 1647 amino acids. The transcript has 10 exons. Gene Ontology annotation, cellular component: RNA polymerase I complex.
GCUGCUUCACGGCACCUUAUUUUAUUGAAAAUUUCAACAUAAUCGCAUUAAAAUGGGCUCGAGAAGGCCCCCGGACGUGCACAUGUUUCCCUCGGACCUGGAGUUCGCCGUGUUUACACCCGAGGAGAUACGAAAACUAAGUGUGGUAAAAGUCAUAACCGGCCUCACAUUUGAUGCCCUGGGACACCCAAUACCUGGCGGUCUUUAUGACAUACGAUUGGGAUCCUACGGCCGAUGCACGGAUCCCUGCGGCACAUGCCUAAAAAUGCAAGAUUGUCCCGGCCAUAUGGGCCAUAUUGAGCUGGGCUCACUGGUCUACAACCCGUUUUUCAUCAAACUGGUGCAACGUUUACUCUGCAUAUUUUGUCUACACUGUUACAAGCUUCAAAUGAAGGAUCAUGAGAGCGAAAUUGUAAUGCUGCAGCUGCGGCUUAUUGACGCCGGCUACAUUAUUGAAGCACAAGAACUGGAGCUGUUUAAAUCAGAAAUUGCCUGCCAGAACACAGAGGAGCUGAUUAAGCUGGAUAACGGCGACGCCGUACAUCCGCACAUUGCUGCAGUCAACGAGCUGCUGGCAAAGAAUACGAGCAAUGCCAGCAAUGUGACCAAGACAAGCUGUUCCUUGCGCACAGCCAUUACGCACGCGGCUUUGCAGCGAGCCUCCAGUAAGAAGUGCAGGCACUGCAACAAGUCUAUGCGCUUCGUGCGCUAUUUGCAUCGCCGCCUUGUCUAUUAUGUGACCAUUGCCGAUUUAAAGGAGCGGUUGGGUGAUGUGCCCGAAAACAGUGGCCAGAACAAGGUCAUAUUUGCGGAUGAAUGCCGUCGCUAUCUGCGAAAGAUAUACGAAAAUUAUCCGCAGCUGCUAAAGCUGUUGGUGCCUGUCUUGAACAUAAACAGUGAGGCAAGCGUCACCGGCGACUGCUCGCCAGUGGAUAUCUUCUUUAUGGACACGAUACCAGUUACGCCCCCGCGUGCGCGUCCCAUGAAUGUUAUUAACGACAUGAUGAAGGGCAAUCCGCAGACGGACAUCUAUGUGAACAUUAUCGAGAAUAAUCAUGUGCUAAAUGUAGUACUAAAGUUUAUGAAGGGCCAGCAGGAGAAACUUAGCGAGCAGGCAAAAGCUGCCUACCAAAACAUGCGCGGUGCCAACAGCCACGAGAAGCUCUACAAUGCGUGGCUGGCGCUGCAGAGCUCCGUAGAUGUGUUGCUUGAUGUAAACAUGUCGCGAGACAUCAAAUCCGCCGAGGGCCUUAAGCAGGUGCUCGAGAAGAAGGAGGGUCUCAUACGCAAGCACAUGAUGGGCAAACGCGUUAAUUACGCAGCACGUACUGUCAUCACGCCCGAUCCCAACAUCGAUGUAGAUGAGAUUGGCAUACCGGACAUAUUUGCGCGCAAACUCUCUUAUCCGGUACCCGUGACUGAAUGGAAUGUCAUCGAGUUGCGCAAAAUGGUCAUGAAUGGGCCAGAAGUGCACCCGGGCGCCAAUUACAUACAGGACAGCAAGGGGUUAACCACUUUUAUACCUGCCGACAAUGCGGCCAAACGAGCCAGCAUGGCUAAGCUGUUGCUGUCCAAUCCCAAGGACGGCGUCAAGAUUGUGCAUCGCCAUGUUCUGAAUGGUGAUGUACUGCUGCUCAAUCGUCAGCCUUCGCUGCACAAGCCAUCCAUAAUGGCGCAUAAGGCGCGCAUAUUGUACGGCGAGAAAACGUUUCGCCUCCACUACUCCAAUUGCAAGGCGUACAAUGCCGAUUUCGAUGGUGACGAGAUGAAUGCGCACUAUCCACAGAGCGAGGUGGCACGUUCCGAGGCCUAUAAUCUUGUCAAUGUGGCCAGCAAUUAUCUUGUGCCCAAGGACGGUACUCCACUUGGUGGCCUUAUACAGGAUCAGGUUAUUUCGGGCGUCAAGCUGUCCAUACGCGGUCGCUUCUUCAACCGCGAGGACUAUCAGCAGUUGGUUUUCCAAGGUCUGUCGCAUCUUAAAGGCGAUGUCAAGUUGCUGCCACCGGCUAUACAAAAGCCCGCAACGUUGUGGUCUGGCAAGCAAGUACUCUCGACCAUAAUCAUUAAUCUGAUACCCGAUGGCUAUGAGCACAUCAACUUAGAUUCCUUUGCCAAAAUAGGCGGCAAGAAUUGGAAUGUGGCUAAACCGCGUACACCGCUGUGUGGCUCGAAUCCGCUGGAGCAGGAGCUCAGUGAGAGUCAAGUACAAAUACGUAAGGGCGAGCUUCUGGUGGGUGUUCUGGACAAGCAGCAGUAUGGCGCCACCACUUUUGGCCUCAUUCACUGCAUGUACGAGCUGUAUGGCGGCGACGUGUCCACGCGCCUGCUAACCGCCUUCACCAAGGUGUUUACAUUUUUCCUGCAGCUUGAGGGCUUUACGUUGGGUGUCAAGGACAUUUUGGUCACCGACGAAGCGGAUCGCAGGCGUCAAAAAAUCAUUCGCGAGUGUCGUGAUGUGGGCAACAGCGCCGUUGCCGCUGCUUUGGAGCUGGAGGAUGUGCCACCGCACGAUAUAUUGGCCGAACAAAUGGAGGCCGCCUAUGUUAAGGACUCCAAGUUUCGAGUUCUGCUCGAUCGCAAAUACAAAUCGCUACUGGACGGCUACACAAAUGACAUUAAUAAAACUUGCUUGCCAGGCGGUCUGAUCACGAAGUUUCCAUCAAACAAUCUGCAGUUAAUGGUCUUGUCUGGCGCCAAAGGCUCUAUGGUUAACACCAUGCAAAUCUCCUGCCUGCUUGGGCAAAUUGAGCUGGAAGGCAAGCGACCGCCGUUGAUGAUAUCUGGAAAAUCGCUACCCAGUUUUACCUCUUUUGAGACAUCGCCAAAGUCGGGCGGCUUUAUUGAUGGGCGCUUUAUGACAGGCAUACAGCCGCAGGACUUUUUCUUUCACUGCAUGGCUGGUCGUGAAGGUCUCAUCGAUACUGCUGUAAAGACAUCCCGUUCCGGUUAUCUACAGCGCUGUCUUAUCAAGCACUUGGAGGGGUUGAGUGUUCACUAUGAUCUGACUGUGCGCGACAGUGACAACAGUGUGGUCCAGUUUCUGUACGGCGAGGACGGCUUGGACAUACUUAAGUCCAAGUUUUUUAACGGAAAAUUCUGCGCAGAUUUUCUGGCACAAAACGCAAAGGCCGUUCUGCGGCCCAGCCAACUGCAGCUGAUGAAGGACGAGGAGUGCCUCGCCAAGGUACUGCGCCAUGAGAAACACAUACGUAGCUGGCAGAAGAAACAGCCUGCCAAACUGCAUGCAGCUUUCACUCACUUUUCGGAGGAGCUUCGAAACGAAGUGGAAGUUAAGCGACCAAAUGAGAUAAAUGUCAAGACGGGACGCCGGCGCUUCGACGAGGGCCUGCUCAAACUGUGGAAGAAGGCCGAUGCCGAGGACAAAGCACUGUACCGGAAGAAAUAUGCACGCUGUCCUGAUCCCACCGUAGCCGUAUACAAGCAAGACAAUUAUUAUGGUGCGGUUUCUGAGCGCACGCGUCAAUUGAUCGAUGACUAUGCGCUCAAGCACCCGUCACAGAAGCAAAUCAUAGCAGAUAUAAUGCACAUGAAGAGCAUCAAGGCGUUGGCCUCCCCCGGCGAACCGGUUGGUCUGAUUGCAGCUCAGUCGAUUGGUGAACCGUCCACCCAGAUGACAUUGAAUACCUUCCAUUUCGCUGGUCGUGGUGAAAUGAACGUUACUCUGGGUAUACCUCGCUUAAGGGAAAUUCUAAUGCUGGCGUCCUCGAAUAUCAAGACCCCUUCAAUGGACAUACCCAUCAAGCCGGGACAGCAGCAUAAUGCGGAGAAGUUGCGCAUUUCCCUCAACUGUGUGACCUUGGCCAGUCUGCUGGAAUCCGUGCAUAUCAACACAAGCUUGACGAUGGAACCGGAACGCGCGUAUGUCUAUGACUUGCACUUCCAGUUCCUACCACGUGAGAACUACAAGGAGGAUUACAGCGUGAGGCCCAAGCGUAUUAUCAAAUACAUGCAUCAGACAUACUUCAAACAGCUCAUUCGCGCUAUUAUAAAGGUGUCUAACGCCAAGAAGACUUCCAAAAUCGUCGUGGUAGAUGAGAAAAAGGAGUCUGGCAACAAGCACGACGAGGACAAUGAUCUAGAGUUGGAUGCUGAUGACGUGGGCAUACAAAAGGCUCAAGACAAUGAUGACGACUCCUCAGAUGACGGCGGUGACGACGACGCGACUGGCAUUAAACUCAAGCAGCGCAAAACCGACGAAAAGGACUAUGACGAUCCGGAUGAUGUUGAGGAAAUAAUUGAUGCCAAUGACGAUGAAGAGGAGCCCGAUGAAGAGGACGCAUACGGCAAUGAACCGGCAAACGACGAAAAUGCUGAGGUGGACGAUAAGUCGGUGGAAAAGUUGCUUAGCAACCAAAUGGUUCAAGAUUACACCUACGACAAGGAGCAUCAUCUUUGGUGCAGAGUUAAACUCAAUCUGAGCGUUCGCUACCAAAAGCCCGAUCUGACAUCCAUCAUACGCGAACUGGCCGCCAAAAGCAUUGUACAUCAGGUGCCGCACAUUAAGCGCGCCAUUAUCUACAAGGGAAAUGACGAUGAGCAGUUGCUGAAAACAGAUGGCAUCAAUAUUGGUGAAAUGUUCCAACACAACAAAAUCUUGGACCUGAAUCGAUUGUACUCCAAUGACAUACAUGCUAUAGCACGGACAUAUGGCAUCGAAGCUGCGAACCAGGUCAUUGUCAAGGAAGUGAGCAAUGUGUUUAAGGUCUAUGGAAUUACCGUGGAUCGACGCCAUUUAUCACUGAUUGCCGACUACAUGACCUUUGACGGCACCUUCCAGCCGCUUUCACGCAAAGGCAUGGAGCACUCCUCUUCGCCGUUGCAGCAAAUGUCCUUUGAAUCCAGUUUGCAGUUUCUGCGCAACGCGGCUGGCUUUGGACGUCCCGACGAGCUGAAUUCACCAUCAAGUCGCUUGAUGGUAGGCCUGCCUGUUCGAAAUGGCACAGGCGCUUUUGAGUUGUUAACGAAAAUUUGCUAAUUACCACAAUUUUGUUUAAAUAAAUACGCGCU